GUUAAAAAAAAAAAAUCCACCAGCGGUCUGUUUCAAGUUCCCCCAAUAGAAACUGUGCCUGAUUUGUGGCCAAUGUUGGAGAUGUAAAAAAAAAAAAAAAAAAAGGAGGAAAAAAACAGUAAAGGGGUAGCUAUGGAGAUAGAACGUUUUCCUGGCUGCUUUCUUUGACAGGUGUUGAGUGGGGUAAAAGUCUUAAAACAGAAUCCAGCAUGUACGCCAAAGGGAAAGGAGCCGUCGUCCCCUCCGAUAGCCAAGCGAGAGAAAAGCUAGCUUUAUAUGUGUACGAGUACUUGCUGCAUGUCGGGGCCCAGAAAUCAGCACAGACCUUCCUGUCGGAGAUCCGAUGGGAGAAGAACAUCACACUGGGGGAGCCCCCGGGAUUCCUGCACUCCUGGUGGUGUGUAUUCUGGGAUCUGUACUGCGCCGCUCCAGACAGGCGGGAGACCUGCGAACAUUCCAGCGAGGCCAAGGCUUUCCACGACUAUGUGAGUGACAGCCUUUUUCACCAAUCACUUGUGUUGCUACUGUGGCUCUUAAUGGAUCCAACACCAGACACGGGAGGUCACCGGGCAGCCGCGCUCACUUCCUCGCCGUGA
Molecule: messenger RNA, 596 nt
Organism: Anguilla anguilla (European eel)
Lineage: Eukaryota; Metazoa; Chordata; Actinopteri; Anguilliformes; Anguillidae
Product: single-stranded DNA-binding protein 3-like
Exons: 5
Coding region: 210-596 (128 amino acids)
Biological process (GO): positive regulation of transcription by RNA polymerase II
Cellular component (GO): nucleus
Molecular function (GO): protein binding; single-stranded DNA binding
Source: RefSeq, a predicted model, not a curated record